Gongylonema pulchrum is the source of this 642-nucleotide messenger RNA. The record is from the annotation of a GenBank genome assembly. Lineage: Eukaryota; Metazoa; Nematoda; Chromadorea; Rhabditida; Gongylonematidae.
AUAACGUUUGGUGCAGCGACAUCAUUAGUGAGCAGUGAAGCAGAACGGGCUGAUGCUAUACCAAGUGUUAGCAAGUCAACUUCGGAAAGAAAGAACCCAUUUUUGGAUAUUGAAGAUGGCGAUGAUAACUCGAUUAACAUCGAAGAUGAGUCAAUGGAGCCAGAAGAUGUUGAUUAUGCCGCUACAGCCAGCUAUUACAGCAGUCAACCAUUCUUCACACAUCGACCGGGCCCAGUUUACACGAUUCCUGAAGAUGAGGAGCAAGAUGAUGGCCAAAUCAACACCGACUCGAAGUUUUACGGCCGUGAAGUUACAACUACAGUGUACAGUUCUGACUACUACAACCAGCUGCAAAAGCGCCAGAAUGAAAUUUCGAAGAAAGGCGCAGGCUCUCAUGGAACUGAAGCAGCAGGGUCGCUCGUUAAAACCGAAACAAAUGUGAACAUUCCUGGAACAUCAGUAUUACCGGAGCAUGCAUCUCCCGCGUCUGCUUAUGGAUUUUCGCCGUCAACGUCCAGCAGUGAAGCCGUCUUAGACAUGCCGCCGCACCAUACUGUACCAGUCGAAUUCGAUCGCUCGUUGGGCAAGCAUUCGAAUGAACCGGACAAUUUGUCCAAGAGUGCUUCAAAUGGUAUCCAAUAA